Messenger RNA from Vanrija pseudolonga, 1458 nucleotides. Its product is annotated as Serine/threonine-protein kinase CHK1. The record is from RefSeq and is a predicted model, not a curated record. Bases 1 to 1458 code for a protein of 485 amino acids. Gene Ontology annotation, biological process: intracellular signal transduction; protein phosphorylation. NCBI's taxonomy places the organism in Eukaryota, Fungi, Basidiomycota, Tremellomycetes, Trichosporonales, Trichosporonaceae. Gene Ontology annotation, molecular function: ATP binding; protein serine/threonine kinase activity. Gene Ontology annotation, cellular component: cytoplasm. The transcript has 10 exons.
AUGGAAUCGACGGCCGGGCUGAGGUAUCCCCUCGUGGCGGGGUAUCGUAUCGGCGAGGAGAUUGGCGGCGGGGGGUUUUCCAAAGUCUUCCGCGCAAUCGACGACGCAGAGGGCCGUGUGGCCGCGUGCAAGGUCGUCAACCUCUUCAUCUCGCCGUCGCUCGGGUACGGCACGCCAAACGUCAAGGAGCUGCAGAAGGAGGUGCAGGUGCACAAGUCGCUGCGCAACCCGUACAUCCUCGAGUUUGUCCACCACGAGAUUGUCGAGCGCGAGAAGGAGGCAGAGGGGUACGUCCCGGGGUUGUACAUGAUUCUCGAGCUCGCCGUGGGAGGGGAUCUGUUCGACAAGAUUGCCCCGGACGUCGGCAUUCCUGAAGACUUGGCCAAGUUCUACUUUGCCCAGCUGGCAGAAGGCAUCGAAUUCAUCCACUCGCGCGGCAUCGCCCACCGCGACAUCAAGCCCGAGAACCUGCUCCUCGCCGCCAACGGAAACCUCAAAGUGACCGACUUUGGCCUGUGCGCAGUGUUUAGGUACAAGGGCAAGGAGCGCAAGCUGAGCGGGCGGUGCGGCUCGCUGCCGUAUGUCGCGCCGGAGCUCGGCGCGCCGGGAGGGUACGAUGCCGAGCCGGUCGAUAUCUGGGGCAUGGGCGUCGUGCUGUUCACCAUGCUCGUCGGGAACACGCCGUGGGACGAACCGUCCCGCAACUCGCCCGAAUUCACCGCCUACCUCUCGGGCGAGAUCUGGCAGAUGGCGCCGUGGAACAGGAUAACAGGGCAGGCCAAGAACAUACUCCAGCAGCUCAUGCUCGUCGACCCCAACCGCCGUAUCUCGCUGCACGCCGUCAAGGCGCACCCGUGGUGCAUGACCCCGUCGCAGCUCACGCGCGAGCAGAUCCCCGAGGCUCUAACGCAGGGUAUGCGGCAGGAGGGCAUGAUGGCCAUCGCGGACCCGACGUUUGCGGACCCCUCUGCGCAGGCAUAUGCCGUGUCUCGCUCGCAACGCGUGUUUGGCGAGAGCCAGUGGGGCAGCCAGUGGAACCCGCAAGAGUCGCAGUUCAUGCGCGGGACAGGUAACCUCACACAAGGCGGCGACUACGACAACAUUACAACACGCUUCUGGCUCAACCUGACACCACAAGACGCCUUCCUCCUUCUGCAGCAGUUCCUUGCGGCGUCGCUGGGCGAGGACAACGUGCAGGCCAACGCCGAGCGCCUCGUCAUCCGCGUCCACAAGCCUGCAGGCCAGAAGAGCGUCACGGGCACGUUUAAUCUGCGCGCAAGCGACGCGCACGCGCCAGAAGGCCAGACGCUCGUGCGCAUGAAGCGUGAAAAGGUGCGUUGGAAGCCCAUUGCCGAGACUAACGCGACGCAGGGCUCAAUCCUCCACUGGCGCGCGUUCUGGUGGGCGACGGUGCGCAACGCCCAUCUCGAGCCGUAUGUCGUUCGGGGCGACUCGUAG